CGUGCACGUUUGUUUGGAUUGAUCGGACGGCGGACUGCCACUGCCAACCAAGAUGAUGACCAACCUUCACUGUUGGCGAGCAUUGGCCCUUGUUGUCGCCACUGUGGCCGCUGUUGUCGCUGCCACAGUAACUGGCGCUGAGGGUGUGUGGGAGGGCCCGUCCGUCACCAUUCAGCCAUGCACGACGAAACGCGCCGCUUACCAGCAAUGGACGCGCGGCCCAAAGAAUGAAAUCGUGCUCAAGUCCAAUGGCUCCUGCUUGGAUGUGCAAGGAUACUCGACUGCAGAUCAAGCCACGGUGUACACGUUCUCGCCAUGCCACCCGGACGACCCGGACCCCAGCCACCAGAAUGAGGCCUGGAGCAUCAACGCCAACGGAACCAUCACAGAGCUCAUGUCAGGCAAAUGCCUCGACCGAUCCCAAUACGGCACAUCACCUGGAACACAGGUGUGGCUGUACCACUGUACGGGCGUGUACAACCAGAACUGGAUCUACAACAAAACAGACCUCACCAUCCGUGCAAACGACUCGGGUCUCUGCUUGGACGCAGGGAGUCCAACCCCGCGCACGUGCGACGUUGAGCCGGGCAAGUCGCUUCCCUUCUGCAAUACGGCCCUCUCCUACGACGACCGCAUUCGCGACCUCAUCUCCCGCAUCAACGACAGCGACCUGCCUGGCUUGUUGGUCAAUUCUGCAACAGGAGUGGAGCACCUCAACCUGCCCGCAUAUCAGUGGUGGAGCGAGGCCCUGCACGGGGUGGGCCACAGCCCCGGGGUGCACUUUGGCGGCGAUGUGCCGGCUGCCACAUCAUUCCCGCAGGUCAUACACACGGGCGCAACGUUCAACAAGACGCUGUACAGGAAGAUUGGCACCGUCAUAUCCACCGAGGCGCGCGCCAUGAACAACGUGCAGCGGGCGGGCAACACCUUCUGGGCGCCAAACAUCAACAUCAUCCGUGAUCCGCGUUGGGGCCGUGGACAGGAGACGCCAGGUGAAGAUCCAUUUGCAACGGGCGAGUACGCAGCAAACUUCGUGUCCGGGUUCCAGGACGGAGAAGACAUGAACUACAUCAAGGCAUCGAGCUGCUGCAAGCACUUCUUCGACUACAACUUGGAGAACUGGCACGGAGUAGACCGCCACCACUACAACGCCAUUGCCACCGACCAGGACAUUGCCGACACGUACCUGCCCUCGUUCGAGGCGUGUGUUCGCUACGGCCGCGCCUCCGGUCUCAUGUGCUCAUACAACGCUGUCAAUGGCGUCCCUUCGUGCGCCAACGGCGACAUCAUGACUGUGAUGGCCCGCGAGUCGUGGGGCUUCGACGGCUACAUCACGUCCGACUGCGGCGCGGUUGCUGACGUACUCAACUCGCACAAGUUCACGCGCAACACGAGCGAGACCAUCAGAGCGGUGCUGGAGGCUGGCAUGGACACGGACUGCGGCUCGUUUGUGCAGCAGUACCUGGCAAAGGCGAUGCAGGAAGGCGUGGUGCCACGCGAACUGGUCAACACUGCGCUCCACCGCCUGUUCAUGGUGCAGUUUCGCCUGGGCCUCUUUGACCCCGUGAGCAAGCAACCGUACACCAACUACAGCGUGGCGCGCGUCAACACGCCGGCAAACCAGCAGCUGGCGCUGGAGGCGGCACAGCAGGGCAUCGUGCUGCUCAAGAACACGAACGCGCGCUUGCCCCUCAAGACCGGACUGCACGUCGCGCUCAUUGGCCCAAAUGCGGAUGCGACGACGGUGAUGCAAGGAAAUUACCAGGGCACCGCCCCCUUCCUCAUCUCACCCGUCCGAGGAUUCAAGAACUACAGCGCGGCGGUGACGUACGCAAAGGGAUGCGACGUUGCAUGCAAGGACACCUCUGGCUUCGACGCCGCUGUUGCCGCCGCCAAAGAGGCGGAUGCGGUUGUUGUUGUGGUUGGAUUGGAUCAGGGACAGGAGAGUGAAGGGCACGACCGCACGUCCAUCACUCUUCCCGGACACCAAGAAGACCUCGUCGCACAGGUCGCUGCUGCUGCCAAAUCGCCCAUCGUUGUGUUUGUGAUGACUGGUGGUGCUGUUGACUUGUCCACCAUCAAGGCCAACAAGAACGUAGCCGGCAUCCUGUGGUGCGGCUACCCUGGCCAGUCGGGUGGUCAGGCCAUGGCAGAUGUCGUGUUUGGCGCCGUUAGCCCCGGUGGGCGCCUCCCAUAUACCAUUUAUCCGGGAUCAUAUGUUGACGCGUGCUCCAUGCUCGAUAACGGUAUGCGGCCAAACAAGACGUCAGGCAAUCCCGGCCGCACCUACCGAUUCUACACGGGCAAGCCCGUGUAUGAGUAUGGAACAGGACUGUCCUACACGUCAUUCUCGUAUCACAUCCACUACCUCAACACGAUGGACACCAGCUUGGCAACCGUGCAGACAUACGUUCAAGAUGCCAAGCAGAACCACAAGUUCAUUCGCUACGAUGCACCAGAAUUCACGCGGGUGGAGGUGAACGUGACGAACGUUGGGCGCGUCGCCGGCGCGGAUGUGGUGCAAGUGUUUGUUGAACCGAAGACACCAGCCGAGCUCGGUGCCCCCAUCAAGACCCUCAUUGGCUUUGAACGCGUAUUCCUCAACCCGGGGCAGUGGACCAUCGUCCAGUUCUCUGUCAAUGCCCACGACCUGACGUUUGUGGACGCGUCUGGCAAGCGUGUUGCCCGCGCUGGGGAGUGGCUGGUGCACAUUGGACACGAUUCACGUCUCACCUUUCCCGUGCACGUCAACUGAUGCCUUGCACUUGGUUGCCUUCCUCUCCAUUCACAUCCCCUUCCACCUUCUGCUCACGAUACUGUUUCUCUGCUUUCGUUACUUGCAAUCCAUUACGUGUUGUUCACCUCCUCCAACGCUGACGUGUCUGUGUGCGUGCACCUUUGUCCGUCCCCAUCACUCCUCAAGACAACGCGUUUGACACAUUACAUGGUGCAUACCACAA
This is a messenger RNA of Salpingoeca rosetta, 2960 nucleotides long. Its product is annotated as beta-glucosidase. Lineage: Eukaryota; Choanoflagellata; Craspedida; Salpingoecidae. Gene Ontology annotation, molecular function: alpha-L-arabinofuranosidase activity; xylan 1,4-beta-xylosidase activity. Gene Ontology annotation, cellular component: plant-type cell wall. Gene Ontology annotation, biological process: xylan catabolic process; arabinan catabolic process. The transcript has 20 exons. Bases 53 to 2755 code for a protein of 900 amino acids. The record is from RefSeq and is a predicted model, not a curated record.